This is a messenger RNA of Aspergillus uvarum CBS 121591, 1136 nucleotides long. RefSeq lists its product as uncharacterized. The record is from RefSeq and is a predicted model, not a curated record. The transcript has a single exon. NCBI's taxonomy places the organism in Eukaryota, Fungi, Ascomycota, Eurotiomycetes, Eurotiales, Aspergillaceae. Bases 409 to 1032 code for a protein of 207 amino acids.
CCUGCGGAUCCUCGACGACGUUCAUCUUCAGCAAGUUCAACAGGCGCUUAUCCUGCGCGUCAUACAUCGGGUCCUGCAGCGAGCAGGCCAACGGCUCGUCCGAAUCGCCCUUCCCAUCCUUGCAGAAGAGUCGGAUGAUCAUCCAGACGAGCGCAUGCUGCGUCGCCGAGGGACUGUCCCCGAACAUCGUCCCACACGCGAAGCCCACGAAGUUCGUGACCGUGUGCUUCUCGCGCGCCGCCACCAGCACCUUGCGGAUGGCCGCCCAGGUGGCGCUGGGCUGCCAGGCGAAGACCGCGCUCCUCAGGAGUCGGCUGGGGCCCUCGACGGGGCGCGGGGGGAGAGCGAAAAUCUCGUCGGUCUCCGGGUUGAUCCACUGCUGGACGUGCAUGGGGACGACGCGGCAGUAUGAGGCGGCAUCUAGGUACUUUUUGUCGGAGGCCUGCCCGAGGAAGACGCUCCAGGAGUGAUACACGAGGGCAACGGGGCCACUGUAAGGAUGAUGUGGUCAGUUACGUUCCGCGGCGUGUUUCGACUCGACAAAAACAGCUCCAUCUCGUGGAAAUCGAAAGACAGGAUCAUGCUUACUUGACGAAUCGAUGUCCCACAUGUUCAUUGACCUGCCCGGUGGCUGGUUCAAACUCCACAGGGGUGCCUUCGAACCCGAUGGCCACAUACUUCUCGCCUUCCUCAAGGGGACGUGAAAGCUGGGCCUGUAGGUCAAGCAAGGCUUCCUUUGUAAAGAACGGCUCGCCAUUGGCCUCGUGUUGCAAGAUGUUCAUCGUGAUCUCGUGUGGGCUCGAGGAAGUAGGAUCGUACAAGGGGGGUCUGGUCCACUUAGAUUUCAUCGAGUCAAGAACGAUGGCCCUGGGGAGACGGGCUGCUAUGGGUAGAAGGUGGACAGGGCCCAGGGCUCCCGCUUCUAGAAGUCGACGCAUCAUCUUGAGGGUUUUCUUUUGUCUUGAUGAUGUUUUUUGUGGUGUGGAGAAGAUGAGAUGGAGAGGUUUUGGUGGAGGUUUCGAGAUGAGAUAGAUGGAGUGAGAAGAAAUGAUGGAAAGCUUUAAGAAGUGAGAAAGAUGAAGAAAUUAUCCAUUGCAAGCUUCUCUGUUGUUUAUUCACUGUUGUUAACAUGAUCC